UAUGAAUGGACUGAAACGCGAGUUGCAGGUGGACGAUUCAUUUGCACAUUGUUUGAAAAAAUUUAGGCCUUUUUUACAUUUAGGCCUUUACUUUUAAGAUAUUUUCUUGGUUUACUACAAACUUUUGAAAAUGCUGCGGUUCUUCAUACUGCUUGCAUGGCUUUGUGAAGUGUGGGGAGGACCUUUGGAAACACAGAAAAGAGCUGCUGAGAUCCAGUCUGAUGAAGGAGAUGUUAACUCGCAGAGUUCAAAUACUUACUUCGUAAAACACCCUGAAACAUCGUUGAAUAUUUCAGAUGAGUUUGCAUUUGACGAGGGUGAUAUCAUAGUACCUAGUGAAAGGAACGCAGUGAGUGCCGUGUGGCCAGAAGUGGAUGGAGAAAUGUCAGUGCCAUAUGAAAUACAUUUUGAUCUUAAGGACAGGACUCCUCAAAUCACCGAAGCUUUAAAAAUGAUCAGUAAUAGGACCUGCAUCAAGUUUCAUCCGCACAGAAAUGAAACCGACUACUUAAAAUUUCUGUAUGGCCAAGGGUGUGCAUCUUAUGUGGGCUGUUUAGGGGGUGAACAGAAUAUCCUGAUUGGGCCGCAGUGUAAGGUUGGAAACAUCUGCCACGAGAUUCUUCAUUCCCUCGGCCUGUACCAUGAGCAUUCGCGGCCUGAUCGUGGAGAACACAUCACUAUACUGUUUGAAAACAUUGUCUCUGGGAAGGCGGACGAUUUUAUGGUGAAAAAGGGAAACACCCUUGGCAUUAACUAUGACGUGGAAUCUAUUUUGCAUUAUGGAAGCAAUUAUUUCUCACGCAAUGGAAAACCCACAAUUGUACCCAAAGAUGGCGCUGUGAAGAUCGGCCAGAGGACUCAUCUGAGUGAGCUGGAUGUGGCGAGACUCCGGAAGCUGUACCACUGCGACCGGAGAGAAAAUCAAGUUUAAACCUCACAUGAAACAUCUUGGAUGCUUUUUGAUGACAAAAGAAUUCAGGAUGACAAAUAAAGGUUUGAAUGUUAAACGGAUAAAAAUUGUUGUGAUUUU
This is a messenger RNA of Paramisgurnus dabryanus, 1030 nucleotides long. RefSeq names its product hatching enzyme 1.2. The record is from RefSeq and is a predicted model, not a curated record. Gene Ontology annotation, molecular function: zinc ion binding; metalloendopeptidase activity. Lineage: Eukaryota; Metazoa; Chordata; Actinopteri; Cypriniformes; Cobitidae. Gene Ontology annotation, biological process: proteolysis.